AUGCAAGUUCGAUCGGCGAGUCUUACUUCGGAGAACCACAAAGCGAUUAGUGCUGCAGCUCUCAAGAAGCGAAACUGGGACGAAAGUUUUGAGGCUUUGGUAGUCUACAAGGAAGAAUUUGGCCAUACCAACGUGUCCAGGAGCUACCAUGACCAUGCGCUUGGCCAAUGGGUAGGGAAACAAAGGAGACAACAAUCCAAGCUUACAAAGAAACAGCGUGAAAAUCUCAAGUCUCUUGGAUUCGAUUUUGUACGUGUUGGCACGAGAAGUAAGGAUGUCUGGGAAGAUAACUUUGCCAUGUUGGCACAAUAUCAAGAAGAACACGGAGAUUGUAUGGUGGAUGAAGACCAUGAACUUUCAGCUUGGGUAGCCGAGCAACGUCAGUCGUUUCUAGAGGAAAGGUUGCCCCCCAAACGAGCAAAGUCGCUAGAGUCCAUUGGGUUUCAGUUCUAUACCGACCCAUCUAUAUUGGACGACAUCAUAAUCAUUGUUUCAUCUUGUCAUCGAUAGUGUGACCCAUUCGGAGCAAGUGGGAGAGCAUGUAGAAGGUUGCCAACCAUUCCGCCUUUUGCCGGUGGGUCUCAAAGUCAAACUCGAUCGACUCCAAGGCAUUGCGUUGGACCGUUCCACUUCGGACCAUGGAAGUAAAGUCAGUAAUCCUACCAUUCUUUACACCACGACAAUGGCCAUUUCGUUCAUGGUGCUUGCGAAGGAUGGCGAAUCUGGCUCGGAAAACCUCGGGGGAGAGAAUCAGCGGAGGACCAGUAGAAGAACUCGUCAUGAUACAGACUGUAGCCGCUAUGCUGCGUGCUUCUGGUGCAAAACGAACGAGUGUCGAUCUUCUCUUCGAUUGAAAAUGGAGUGAAGAAGGAGAAGAAAGCGACAACGAAGACACAGUGAACAUCGCUUCGCUGUCGAUCUUUGCGUGAUGGCAGAGGCCGCCCCUUGCUACUCUUGCGACAACCAGUAUAA
This is a messenger RNA of Seminavis robusta, 972 nucleotides long. The record is from the annotation of a GenBank genome assembly. NCBI's taxonomy places the organism in Eukaryota, Bacillariophyta, Bacillariophyceae, Naviculales, Naviculaceae.